Messenger RNA from Acanthocheilonema viteae, 885 nucleotides. The record is from the annotation of a GenBank genome assembly. NCBI's taxonomy places the organism in Eukaryota, Metazoa, Nematoda, Chromadorea, Rhabditida, Onchocercidae.
AUGCAGCUCGUCUACGUACCCUACACGUCCGAAUGCCGUUAUAUGAAUACGAAGUAUGGACCAAAUCCGGAACAAGGUGGUCUCGCAGAUUUCAUUAUGCAGCAUUUAUCGAUAAAGCCAGUACCCUUAAAUAAUCUUUUAAAACGGAAGGAAACUGAUAAAGCUGGAACGAAUUUGGAAAACCCAUCGAACACAUUUCGAUCUAUUCUGAUGCAAACAAGUGCUUUACAUGAUCAGAAAGGUACAGUUUAUGUUGAAUUUGGUUCAACGAAAAUUAUUUGCUCAGUUGAUGGUCCCAAAGAAAUAACGAAAAGUGUCGAUGUUGAUCCGACGGAAGGACAGAUUUGUGUUUUUCUGAAAAAUGUUUCAGCGGAAAGCAGUGGCAUCACAGGUCCAAAUUCUUCCUCAGUUUCAAGCAGAGAAAAUAGUGGAAUGCGUAACGCCGUGGAGUCAGCGUUACGAUCAAUUGUUUGUUUAGAGUUAUUUUGUAAAGCGCAGAUUGAUGUUGAAAUAACGGUUCUCAACGAUGAUGGUGGUGUUUUGGCAGUUGCUUUGAUAGCUUCUUCUUUGGCUCUAAUCGAUUCUGGUAUUCAGGUUUAUGAUGUUUGUGUAGCAGCUCAUAUUGUUAUGUUGGCAGAUGGCCGCAUUAUUGUUGAUCCAUCAAUUAGCUCGUUUCCGUUGUCCCCCACAGUUGAUUCAGAGGAAUUCCCUAGCAAUGCGCAUCUUUCAAUUACUGUUGGCAUCAUGCCGUCUCUAAAUCAGUUGGCAUAUUGUGAAUUUGUUGGUAUUGCAGAACCUGACCAAUUAAGACAUGCUAUUACUGUAGCUGUAGAAAAUUCAUUGAAGUUAUAUCCUUUGGUACGUAAAACACUAACCAGCAAGUGA